AUGGCAAAUCUCAUAUUCUUCUUCCUCAUAAUAAUACUAAUCAGCUUUAUUAAUGCUCCAAUUUGUUCUUCCCUUGAAAACCCUUCUCACUUCAUCAAACAUGGUGUUAUUCAACAAAAAUACUUAGAAAUAAGUCGUCCAUUGCCCUUCGCUAAUCUCACUCCUUCCUGCACUCUUCCCAUUCUCUCUCAUCACUUCGGAGAUACUAUCGGUCUUCCACCUGUCUCCGUCGCUUACGCGCCGCCGGACAAUUGCUCUUGGAACCAUGUAGCUCUUCAAUUCAACGCCUCUUCCAAUGGAAUACAGUAUGACCGUAUCGCCGCCGUUUGGCUUGACGGUGCCGAUAUCUUCCGUACCAGCACCGCGGAGCCUACUGAAAGCGGCGUUUUCUGGACUGUUACUAAGGAUGUUACCAGGUACUCGUCGCUCCUUGCUAAAGAGGAUAUUUCUCUUUCUGUUAUGCUGGAAAAUAUGGUCAACGAUGUUUAUACAGGUGUUUAUUAUGUUAAUGUUACUAUCUUAUACUAUUAUAUUGAGGAAAUGAAUGUUCCGUUAUCAACUAUUAGUACUAAUCGGAAAGUCAGAAUGGUAGAUGAUGUGUUUGUGGAUAAUCCUAUAAGAGGUUCGUUGGGUUUGAAUGAAAAACCAGCAGAUUUGAUUAUUCCGAUUUCGGGUAAUAAUGGAGGUGAAGGAUUUUGGUUCAGAAUUCAAAGCGAUUCGGAAUUGAAGGGGAAGAGUGUUAUCAUACCGAAGAACACCUACAAAGCUGUCAUGGAAAUUUGCGUAUCAUUCCAUGGCUUGGAUGAGUUUUGGUACUCAAAUCCCCCUGAUUCUUACAUAAGGGAAAAUAGUUUGACUAGCCAGAGAGGCCAUGGAUCGUACAGGGAAGUUUUGUUGAAUAUCGACAGGAACUUGGUAGGAUCUGUGGUUCCAUUUCCUGUAAUUUACCCAGGUGGAAUUAAUCCCCUUUACUGGGAUCCAAUUGUUUCAAUUGGGGCUUUUGAUCAUCCUUCUUACGACAUCGAUAUAACUCCAUUUUUGGGGGAUUUACUUGACGGUAAAUCCCAUUUUAUGGGGUUUAAGGUGCUGGAUAGUCUCCCUUUCUGGCUUGUGGAUGCAAAUUUGCACAUUUGGGUAGAUAAACAAUGCACAAGUGAUUGUGAAGUGCAGGGUGAAGUUGUUGACUAUGGAACUCCUGAUUACGAGAUGGAGCGGUCUUCAAGCUUUAAGGGUCUGGAUGGAUCAUAUGAAGUUGAGUUGAAGAGGAAGAGCCAGUAUCACGGGUGGGUGAAUUCAUCAGCAGGCAAUUUGACAACUACAGUUUCACGAGAACUCAAGUUCAAGAAUGAGAUAAAGUUUGAUAACAAGGGAACUGAAAAAAAAGUAGAGCAGAAAGUGGAAGAAGAGAUUGAAAUAAGUGUAGUCUCUGAAACAGGUAUGAAGAUUUCUCAUACAACUAUGAAGAGGGAAUAUCCUCUAACUAUAACCACUAAGACUUCGAAGCCAUCAAGAGAAGAUGGUACAAUCAUUAUGCAUUCUGAAUUAGAAAAUGAAUGGAAUGAGGAGAAGAAGUGGAGUGACAGAGAUUCACAUUCUUGUUCAAGCAGUUUGAAAAAUAGACAAAAAUGCAAAGGGUGUAUGUCUGUUCAAGAUCGCAUUGUUCUACAAAGUGGAGCAACGACUGAACAGAGUUAUUCAUAUAAUGGUGAAGCUAGCACCUAUUCUCGGGAAAUCGCAGCUGUCAAUGGCAAGCUUGUACACGAUACUGCAAACUACGUGAAGUCUUCUUCGGUUUCUGCUAUGUAA
Messenger RNA from Solanum tuberosum (potato), 1806 nucleotides. RefSeq names its product peptide-N4-(N-acetyl-beta-glucosaminyl)asparagine amidase A-like. The record is from RefSeq and is a predicted model, not a curated record. The coding region runs from base 1 to 1806 and encodes 601 amino acids. Lineage: Eukaryota; Viridiplantae; Streptophyta; Magnoliopsida; Solanales; Solanaceae. The transcript has a single exon.